AUGAGCACACAAAACUUUAAUGAUAAGACAAUUGUUACAAAAUCAAAAAGAGGAAGAAAAGCUCUUGCAGUAAGCGAAGGACAUAUAGACACAACUGGAAGAACUCAUAUCAUGACAGUUAGAAGGUCAAAUCCUCCGACGUCGAAAAGGAAAUCUUCAAAGGCUCCAAAUGCCAUAAAACCAAGCAAUAAUUAUUGCAGUCGAUGCGAGCAAAAAGAUAAUUAUAUCGACGUACUUAAUGAUCGAAUUGGUAAAUUAGAAAAUGCGGUAAAUAUAUUAACUAACGAAACAAAACAAAAUAACAAUCAAGAAAAUCCUCAACCGUUAUCUACUAUUAGAACAGAGGAAAAUUUCAACCUAUUUAAUCAAAAUAGUACCGAGCUAUUUGAAAGACAAAAUCAAACACAAUUACAAGUUCAGAUGGAAACUCCGAUCACUACAUCAACACCAGAUAUUGGCGUUCCUUAUCAGUUUGUUGAUUCAGCAAUUCCUCUACCUUACAUUGGUUUAGAGGUUCCUUUUCAAUAUCAAAUACAAUUACAAACCCAAUAUAACAUAAUUACUAAUAUGAUAACUCAAAUACAAACUCAAAUGGAAGCUCCGAAUUCCACAUUAAGUCUUUCGUAUGAACUAGAAGAUCCCGCAGAUUGGAGUCAUUUACCCAAUAAUACUGAUAAUUACGAUAAUAACAAAUCAUGA
Messenger RNA from Funneliformis geosporum, 699 nucleotides. NCBI's taxonomy places the organism in Eukaryota, Fungi, Glomeromycota, Glomeromycetes, Glomerales, Glomeraceae. The record is from the annotation of a GenBank genome assembly.